AUGAGAAUUCUUACUGAUCUUGGUUUUGCAGUGACGGAAGAGAGGAGGGCUGCCGAGGCGAAGAGGAUGAACGAGUCCUCCAAGCGUUGCCUUAUGCUCGGCCUUCAAGGAAAGAAGAAGAAGACCCGGCAGCCGGAAGCGGUACCAGCGUCAUCGGGAGGAGUCUACCCUGAAGACCUAACCCUCAACGAGCGUCGUGGUUAG
This is a messenger RNA of Prunus armeniaca (apricot), 204 nucleotides long. NCBI's taxonomy places the organism in Eukaryota, Viridiplantae, Streptophyta, Magnoliopsida, Rosales, Rosaceae. The record is from the annotation of a GenBank genome assembly.